Molecule: messenger RNA, 4813 nt
Organism: Vidua macroura (Pin-tailed whydah)
Lineage: Eukaryota; Metazoa; Chordata; Aves; Passeriformes; Viduidae
Gene: IL20RB
Product: interleukin 20 receptor subunit beta
Exons: 7
Coding region: 53-979 (308 amino acids)
Molecular function (GO): interleukin-20 binding
Source: RefSeq, a predicted model, not a curated record
GAAACUCCUCAGGUGUGGAACAGGGUGUGAACCUCGGCAAAACCUGAGCAAAAUGCCACCAGAGCUCAUCUGCUUCUUCCUCUGCACUCUGAGCGCUCCAAAUCUCUCAGUUUUAGGAGGAGAUGCUUUGUUGCCAGCACCUCAGAGUAUCUCCAUUCUUUCAACCAACAUGAAACACUUCUUAACUUGGAGUCCUGUGAUCGUCCAGGGAGCAACUGUGAGAUACUCAGUUGAAUUUCAAGGGGAAUACGAACGGGAAUACGCCAACGGGAGCUGGAUCCCCAUCUCGGAGUGCUCCCUCACCACAGCCACCGUGUGCAACCUCACAGAGGACAUCUCAGCCACCGUGGCCUACAAGCUGCGUGUCAGGGCAGAGCUUGGUGCCACGAGGUCACAGUGGGGCACCACGAAAGGCUUCUUCAACCGCGCCAUGACUUCCCUGACCCCUCCCCUGCUGAGGGCCGUGGCAGACGGGCACCAUUUGCUGGUGGAGCUGGCAGACAUGGGACCCUCCUUCCAGUUCUGGGUGCUCUACUGGAGGAAGGGCCAGGAGAGCAGGGUGCAGCAGAAGGUGGUGAAGGAGGUGAGCUCCGUGGUUCACCUGGACACCAUGGAGGCAGGAGCUGAGUACUGUGUGAAGGCUCAGACACACGUCGAGGCCAUCAACAGGAGCAGCAGCUUCAGCCCCACACAGUGUGUGAGGGCACAGGGUGACACAUCCCUGUGGCUGGUUACUGCCCUCAUCUCUGCUGGCUUUGCUGUGGCAGCUUUGACCCUGCCUUUCCUUACCUGGAAAAUAAGUAAAAUCUUCCAAUAUUGCUGCUGCCCUGCUGCUGUCCUGCCAGACACACUGAAAGAAUCAGAGCCCCCCACCCAGCUGAUCCUGCGGGGCAGUGAAGAAGCUGAGCAAUGUGACCUGAUGGUGGUUGUGAUGCCCUCAGAAGACGUUCUGCAGCUGUGGAUUCAAAAAGCACUUUAGAGCAGCCCAGAAAACAAGCAGCCCCUUUGUAGCAUCUUCAUCCAUCUACAUCAAAAGCAAGUAAAGGUGGCAGCUGCCAGUUCCUGUCCUUGCCCUUCACAUCCUUACCCAGGAGCAGACAUGGGGUGACCCACGCUCCCUUUCUCAGCCACACUGCAGCUCCCAAUGCAGAGCAACACAUGGAGAGCCCAGUCCCUUCACUCCAAAUCAUUUCAGCCUGGGUGUUUUACCUCAGGAUUGUGGCGGUCCCCCACCGUGGGGAAUAACGUGCAUUGACCCCACCUUUCCAGAAGGCUGAACAAAAGCUUUAUUAAGCUACACUAUAUUACACUAGACUAAAAACUACACUAAAGAAAAACAGACAGUCCAGACACAGCGUGGCUCCAAUUGGUCAAAUGAAACCAAAGCACCAUCAGCAGAGUCCAAUUAAGAAAUCCCUCUUUGCUAAACAAUCUCCAUAACACAUUCCACAUGUGCCAAACAGGAGCAGUGAAUAGAGAUAAGAAUUGUUUUUCUUCUUUCUCUGAGCUUUCUCACAGCCUUCCCCAGGAUUUUCCUGGGAAAAUCUGUGUCUCUCUGUUCAAAGGAUAUGUGAAUACCACACCUCAGUAAGAGUUUCUUUCGUGGCUAAGCCAGCUGGAAUGAGCAGGGGAAAAAAUGCAGACCCUGAAGUGAGGUCAUGUUCUUUGAAAAGGGCAUGAGGGGAUGUAGCAUCCUAACCCUGGUGCCACCAAAACUUGCAGACAACACCGUGAGGGAUGCCUGGCUUUCACCAGUGCUUUGGAAGGAGUGAUGUGGGAAACAGCCAGAUUUCAGAAGUGCUUGGAGGGAGCUCUGCAAGACCAGCAGUAUCACUGACAAUGUACAGCUCCAGUAUCACCUAGUCAGGGUGUCAAAAAUGCAAAAGCUAUGUAUACAUGAAGGAAAAACCAGGACCUUUAGGGAGAAGAAAAUUAGGGGUGAAUUAUUUAAAUGAGAGAGGAAUGGAAUAGAGAAAGUUUGGGAAAAGACAGAGAAAGGUAGGCUCCAGAAAUAGCAAAAGAAAUGGGGAAAGAGAAAAAAAGAUGUGUGAAGAGCGGUCAGGAUUUUCCAGGGUGCCUGCUGGGUAUCCCUGCAGUUCAACAUCAUUCCUGAAACAGAACAGUGAUUAUUUCACACAAGGCAGAUGUGUUCCUGUGUUAGGAGGGCCAGAGUGAGGGGCAAAUGCAGUUCUUAUCUUGGCAAGCAGAGGAAUAUCAGGCUGGAUGGAUCAAGCAUCACAGCAUUACCAUUUAGUGACCAUCCCAGGCCUGACAACACCAUUGUCCUCCAGGCAUCUUGGCCACUUGAGGAAGGAAAUUGCAAAAGACAAGAGAAAUUCCUUCUAAAUAGAGAUAAAAUACAGGUGUUGUGUAUAUUGCAAUUAUAGCUGUCACACUGGAAAAAAAAAGUCAUUUUUUCACCUGUAAAGCAGAGACAUGUGUCAGCGAGGCAUGAAAAGACGUUGAUCUAAGACGCUUUUCUCAAAAGCUCUCCAUGGUUUUAAUGAAAUGCAAGACAUCUCAAAGAAUGCACCUUUUCCAGUUCCAUUCUUGCAACCUUGUGUGAGGCCAUCGGGUGGCAACAAAGCAUUGUGGAAAGGCAGAAGUGACUCAGGAGUCUGUACCUGUGCUCUGCCCUGGCAAUGUGAUCCCUGGCUCCUGGCCAGCGCCUCAUUUUCCUGCUGCAGCCCACUUGCUUGGUUUAUUCCUGUCUCAUUAGCUUCUUUCUGGACAAUAUUGGAGUGCAGUGCUCUGGUGUUGAAUUGUAAGAUUGAUAUUGCUGAAUAUUGAGCAAAUUACAGGGUGAGAAAAUCCAUGCAGGUCUGGGCAUUGAAGACUCAGCGUUCAUUAUUAGUUUGUUGAUAAUUAGCUGGGAAAUGCCUGGUUACAAGCACCCAUGAGGUGCUGGGCCCAGAGAUGAUUUGGGAGCAAAGAGGAAAAGGGCAUUUUCAUGGGCAGAAAUGACAAGUGCCCAGCUGGUCUCACCCUCCCUAAACCAAGCUGGAGCAGCAAUGGGAGGCACGCAGGGAGAGGUUCUGGCAGUGAGCUGCAGUGUGUUUGGGGAGCACAGAGAGCACAGAACUUCAGUUCCUUGCAGGGUCAAGGGCUCUUGGGCAAACAUCCCUUUGCACAGCUUUGCCCUGUGCUUGAAUUUUCAAGGGCAGCUCCACAUGACAGAGGCCCUGGUAUUGGGGUUGGUUUAGGGACCUCCCAUGCCUCACCUUUAGCCUUAUUUUAUACCCCAUUGAUUCAGAUGAGCUCAGUGCCUUCAUUUCUAGACACCCCACAGGGGUGUCCCCAUGCAUGCAGGGAAUUAUCCUCUGGCUUGUCCAUGCCAUAGGUCCAAGAAGCCUCAGUAACUCCUCCUAUCUCUUCCCCCCACACUGCUGCAUUUUCAGAACCACAGAAUCAGAACCUUCUGAGCUGGAAGGGACCCACAAGGACCAACGAGUCCAGCUCUGAAGUGAAUGGCCCAUGUGGGGAUCAAACCCACAAUCUUUAGCACCAUCCUCUAAUCAGCUAUGGCAGCACCAGCAAUUGUUCAGGGAUAUAUAGAAAAGAAGGGUAAUAAAAAGCCAUUGAAUGUGAAGGGCUUUUAAAAAAUUAUUUUCAUGCGUAUUUUCCAGCUGCACAUUAAGCAUAGAGCAUAUGUUUCUUCCUCAGUUGCAACAACAGAUUUUAUGUCCUUCUUCAUUGCCAAUAAAGCAGUUAAACUGUUGUAGAAAACUGCACAGACAACAUUAAACAAAAGAAACACCCGAGAAAAAAUUCUUAAAAUGGGGACAUGGGAGAGAACUGUGUAAGUGCCACUGCCUCCUUAGCAGACUAUUCUCAAUUUACAUUAGGAUAUUCCAGUUUAUGGCAGCUUGAAGCCAAAUUUGAGAUGGUGAUUGAAAAUCCUUUUCAACCUCCUCCUUUUGAAGAAUGUGCUGCAUUUUGUUAAGCCUGGAAAUCAUGGUAGAGAGCAGGAGCAAUUCCCCUGCCAUGGACACAGGGGCAGGGUGGCAUUGGCGUAGGCAGCUGCCAUCACUGACUCCUUAAUUCAUUUUCCUGCUGUCCAAAGUUAAUUUUGACAUGGCAAAUACUGCCUUUGAUAACUAAUUUUGUUCCCACCACCACGAUACCACCUUGCAAAAAGGCUCAGACCAGUCAGCACAGUGAAGAAUGUGUACGUGUGAGCUUUGCUCUGUUCCUUUCCCUUCAUGAGGUACCAAGUGGCUCCAUUUCUUUCAAAAUAAACUUUUUUACUUUUCUCAGAAAGUGUUGCAUGGAAAUAAAGCACAAACCUGCAUCAUCUUCUGAGUGAGUUUUGGUUUUGUGCUCCAUUACCUGUGGUAUGUGAGUCCAAAAAUCCAACCUUUUUGUGAAGACUUUGUAAGAACAGAAGAAGUGGUAAUUAGAACAAUUUUCAAAGAACAAAUUAUGAAGAUCAGCAUAAAAACUGUGGAUUACCUGAGAAUUUGAGCAGAGUUACAUAUUGCUGCACUGACAAGAAAGCAAGGAAUUCAAUUAUCUCUUCCAUGACACUAACAGCCUGGAAUAUAGGGUAAUUUUUCCUCUGAACUAUAUUUCAUUAGAAGUAUAUUGCUUUUUGCAAUUUUUAUUAAUUUCUCUCUCCAAUCAAACUGAGAUCUUUAACUUGAUAAAUUACCAUUUUACAUGUUUCCUGUAUUAUUACUUUAUGUUUUGUCUCUUUUCCUACAAAAUCUAGAGGUAACCAAAAGGACUACUUUGACUGCAAAUCAGUUCCAUUUCUUGUGAAGAUGGUACUCUGUCCUGCAAAUAAACUGCUACAAAAAUAAUAAACAUCCAA